Messenger RNA from Plectropomus leopardus (leopard coralgrouper), 1341 nucleotides. Its product is annotated as ras-related protein ORAB-1-like. Lineage: Eukaryota; Metazoa; Chordata; Actinopteri; Perciformes; Serranidae. Gene Ontology annotation, molecular function: GTP binding; GTPase activity. The record is from RefSeq and is a predicted model, not a curated record.
AGGUUUAUGUUGAAGUAUUUGUCCGGAAGUCGUGUGUAAUGUGUAGUUUGACACGGGGCACGAGCUGACUCCUUUUUGCCACGUUUCACUUAAUGACGUAAUCCCUCUCCGGGCUUGACAGGUCGCUGUUGCGGUACCGACGCUCACUCAGUGACAGGGUUAUCCACGCAUCCACACACAUCCCCGUUUAUCCGCUUUACGUGUCUCUACAGUCUCAUUUCAAAGACAGGGAACCCGUCAAACCAAGUCGUGUAUUUAGUGUUGUUCCUGCCUCUGCUAACCAGCUGGCUAAUGUUAGCUGUUUCCUGGUUGGAGUUGCAGCCAUUUUGGAUUUUUACAGAGAAACGGCUAGCCGGUCGGGGUUGUGGGAGUAGUGUAAGCUAGCCAUUGCUCCCGUUUUCACCACUAAACACUGCUGUGUAUCUACAAACGAGGCACGGGAGACUUUUCACGAGGGGGACACACUAUAGAACGAGCCAACAAUGAAUCCCGAAUAUGACUAUUUAUUCAAGCUGCUCCUGAUCGGUGACUCUGGUGUUGGAAAGUCUUGCCUUCUUCUCCGGUUUGCAGAUGACACAUACACAGAAAGUUACAUUAGCACUAUUGGUGUGGACUUCAAAAUACGAACCAUAGAGCUUGAUGGAAAGACCAUUAAACUUCAGAUUUGGGAUACGGCGGGGCAGGAGAGGUUUCGUACAAUCACAUCCAGCUACUACAGAGGAGCUCAUGGUAUCAUUGUAGUGUACGAUGUCACAGACCAGGAGUCCUUCAACAAUGUCAAACAGUGGCUACAGGAGAUCGAUCGCUACGCCAGUGAAAAUGUCAACAAGCUAUUGGUUGGGAACAAGUGUGACCUGACGACGAAGAAGGUGGUGGAUUACACAACAGCAAAGGAGUUUGCAGACUCUCUGGGCAUUCCCUUUUUGGAAACUAGCGCCAAGAACGCCACCAAUGUGGAGCAGGCCUUCAUGACCAUGGCUGCUGAAAUCAAGAAGAGGAUGGGCCCUGGGGCCACGGCUGGCGGAGGGGAGAAGCCCAACGUGAAGCUGACCCCCGGCACUACUGUCAAGCCUUCAUCAGGAGGAUGCUGCUGAAAGAGAAACCACUUCCACUUUGCCCUCCUCUCGUCCCAACUCCUGCCCCUCUUUACUUCAGGCCUGUCAGCCUGGCCGCCAUCCCCUCUCAAAGUCCACUGUGUCCCAGCAACGCCCCACCAAGAGUAGACAGGACAGGGAAGACAUGCUCCUCAUGUCUGUGUGAGAACAAGAUAAAGUUGCCUGUAUUUGUACUGUACAUAGUAUAGCCGCACUACCAAAAACAAAUAAAGCAUCCUUCUUGUCA